Messenger RNA from Rhincodon typus (whale shark), 2031 nucleotides. It is a transcript of the gene dbh, whose product is annotated as dopamine beta-hydroxylase (dopamine beta-monooxygenase). Gene Ontology annotation, cellular component: secretory granule membrane. Gene Ontology annotation, molecular function: copper ion binding; dopamine beta-monooxygenase activity. The transcript has 12 exons. NCBI's taxonomy places the organism in Eukaryota, Metazoa, Chordata, Chondrichthyes, Orectolobiformes, Rhincodontidae. Bases 1 to 1851 code for a protein of 616 amino acids. Gene Ontology annotation, biological process: dopamine catabolic process; norepinephrine biosynthetic process; octopamine biosynthetic process. The record is from RefSeq and is a predicted model, not a curated record.
AUGAGGGAUUCUCAGUGUAGGCAGAGUCUGAGACUCCGAGAGACUAUCUGCAUCUACCUGACCACUCUGCUGAUCAUUCUCGGGGUCCUGGUGUCUUCAUUUAACCCCACCAGCCCCAGGCACAGCUCCUUUCCCUAUCGGGUACCUUUGGAUCCCCAGGGAGUGGCAGAAUUGGACUGGAAUGUCAGCUAUUCACAGGAAGUUGUGUAUUUCCGUCUUUUGAUCAGACAGUUGAAGUUUGGGAUAAUAUUCGGAAUGUCAGACAGAGGAGACAUUCGGAAUGCUGACCUGGCCAUUCUUUGGAGUGACGGUCAGAACUCCUACUUUGGGGAUGCUUGGACUGAUGAAGAGGCACGGAUUCAUUUGGACACCCAGCAAGAUUACCAAUUGAUUGAUGCUCACCAAUCUGCCCAAGGCCUCUACCUCACCUUCAAGAGACCAUUCAAUACUUGCGAUCAAAGAGACUACAUCAUUGAGGGUGGAACAGUGCACCUUCUAUACAGAUUCCUCAACCAGCCGAUAACAUCAUUGAAGUCAAUAGAUCCGAAGGAAAUGCCUGGUGGCCUGCAGCGAGUACAGCUUCUGAAGCCAAUGAUUCACACACCACCACUGCCCUCAGAUAUUAAGGUGCUGGAGGUCCUCACCCCCAACGUUACUAUCCCUGACCAGGAGACAACAUACUGGUGUUAUAUCAGCACACUGCCCCAUCACCUCCCCGCGCAUCACAUUGUCAUGUAUGAGCCAGUGAUCACAAAGGGGAAUGAAGCGAUUGUCCAUCACAUGGAGGUGUUCCAGUGCGCCCCAGAGUUGGACCGGAUCCCAUCCUACAGUGGCCCUUGUGACUCCAGAAUGAAGCCUCCGCGGCUCAACUUCUGCCGACAUGUGCUGGCUGCCUGGGCCAUGGGAGCGCAGCCAUUCUAUUACCCAAAAGAUGUGGGACUCAUGAUUGGAGGAGCCAAUUUCUCAAAGUAUUUGCGGCUGGAAGUUCAUUACCACAACCCACUGAGAUUGUCUGGAAGGUUGGACAGUUCUGGGAUUCGCUUGUUCUACACUCCCACCUUACGGAAGUUCAACGCAGGAAUCCUCGAGCUGGGGUUGGUGUACACUCCGGUCAUGGCUAUUCCACCUGGUGAGGCAAACUUUGAGCUCAGUGGAUAUUGUACAUCAAGAUGCACAGAGCAGAGUUUGCCGGAGAAUGGGAUUCACAUCUUUGCCUCACAGCUUCACACUCACCUCGCUGGCACCAAGGUUAAAACCGUCCUUGUCCAGGGUGGGGUUGAGGUGGACAUUGUCAAUGUUGAUGAACAUUACAGUACUCAUUUUCAGGAAAUCCGACUUUUACAGAAAGAGAUCACAGUGAAGCCGGGAGAUGUUUUGAUAACCUCCUGCACGUAUAACACUGAGGACCGGAGCCAUGUGACUGUGGGGGGAUUUGGAAUCAAUGAAGAAAUGUGUGUGAACUACGUACACUACUAUCCCCAGACCCAACUGGAAUUAUGCAAAAGUGCAGUGGAUAUCAAUUACCUACAAAAGUAUUUCACCUUUAUCAACAGGAUUGAUGAUGACAGGAUCUGCAGCUGUCCCCAGGUACCAGUAACGCAACAGUUUGAUGCAGUGCCCUGGAGCCCAUUCAGCAGUCAGGUGCUGAAAGCGAUGUACGAUUUUGCUCCCAUUUCUGUGCAUUGCAACAAGUCGUCCGCAGUGAGCUUCCCAGGUAACUGGGAUGAGCAGCCCCUCCCUCAGGUAACUGUGGCACUGGCAAAAUCACGGGAUCAUUGCCAGAGAUCGAGUCACACGGCACCAGGAGAGGCAACGGUGGUCCAACUCACUGCCACUAAACCAGGAGAGUGAUGGAAGCCCCUUCAAUGGUCACAGUAUCCAGCUGUAGGGUAACUGAAAUAGCCAAGCCUCAAUGAGGUUGGUGGAGGGAGGGUGAAGUGAAGCUGAUGUUUCUGCUGCAGUGUCUCACCAAUGAAAGUGUGGUCCAUGUCUGUAACCUUGUGCUGUCACCCAGUGUGUACUGUCCUUUAA